This is a messenger RNA of Vicia faba (fava bean), 1329 nucleotides long. NCBI's taxonomy places the organism in Eukaryota, Viridiplantae, Streptophyta, Magnoliopsida, Fabales, Fabaceae. The record is from the annotation of a GenBank genome assembly.
AUGUCACUCCCGGAUAAGAGACCAACGUGUCAGUGUCCAAAAAGUUACUCUCUAGUUAAUCCUGAUGAUCCAUAUGGUAGCUGCAAGCCAGAUUUUAUACAAGGAUGUGAAGAAGAUGAACUGAGUAAAAGAAAGGAUCUCUAUGACUUUGAGGUUUUGAUUAACACUGAUUGGCCUUUCUCAGAUUUUGUGCUUCAAAGGCCUUUUACUGAAGAACUGUGUAAAGAAGCUUGUAUGGGAGAUUGCAUGUGUUCUGUGGCUAUUUUCAGCUCUGCUAUUCUCAAUGCUGUAUUGCUUGUAGCAAUAUGUUUCAGCACCUCCAUGAUUGUUCAGUACAAGAAGAAGCUUAGAAGAGUUAGCAGAAGUGAAACUAGUGUUGAAACCAAUUUGCAUUGCUUCACUUACGAAGAUCUUGAAGAAGCUACUAAUGGAUUUGACAAAGAGCUAGGAAGGGGAGCUUUUGGUAUAGUUUAUGAAGGAGUCGUCAACAACAACACAUGUUCCGAAACUCGUGUGGCUGUGAAAAAGUUGAACAAUUUUUUGUUGGAUCAAGCUCAUAGAGAAUUCAGGAAUGAACUGAAUGUCAUUGGUCUCACUCAUCACAAGAACUUAGUUCGUUUACUUGGAUUUUGUGAGGGUGGAAGUGAAAGAUUGCUUGUUUAUGAGUACAUGAGCAAUGGCACUUUGGCAAGUUUACUUUUCAAUGCUGAUGAGAAACAGAAACCAAGUUGGAAACUAAGGCUUGAACUUGCAAUAGGAAUAGCAAAAGGACUUGUGUAUUUACAUGAAGAGUGCAUUACUAGGAUCAUCCACUGUGACAUAAAGCCUCAAAAUAUACUUCUUGAUGAUUACUUCAAUGCAAGAAUUUCUGACUUUGGACUAGCCAAAUUGAUGAACAUGAAUCAAAGCAAAACCAACACUGGCAUUAGGGGAACAAAAGGGUAUGUUGCACUUGAAUGGUUUAAGAACAUGCCUAUCACAGCUCAAGUGGAUGUGUAUAGUUAUGGAGUAGUGCUACUUGAGAUUAUUUCAUGUAGAAGAUGUGUUCAAGAAAUGGAACAAGAAGAUGAAGAGAAAGCAAUAUUAACUGACUGGGCUUAUGAUUGCUACAAGGAUGGUGCUGUAGAUGAAUUGGUUGAGGGUGACAAUGAGGCAUUGGAUGAUAAAGAAAAGUUGGAGAAAUUGGUAAUGAUUGCAAUUUGGUGUGUUCAAGAGGAUCCAGUUCUUAGACCAAGCAUGAGAAAUGUGAUACAUAUGCUUGAAGGUACUGUUGAAGUGCAAGUUCCACCAUACCCCUCACAAAUUAGUAUUCAAUAUUCUCUAAUUUAA